GGCAUAACUAAUACUUCUACGUACUUACCCUUUUACAGUCACUUACACAAAGUCACUGACAAAAGCGUAGAAAGUUUCUUCACCUCAUAAAAAGCACUGAUUUUGACGCAGAAUUGAACCUUUGCUUUUGUUGACAUGGGUGGUGGUGAAUACUACAAGAUACUGAUGGUGAAUCAUGAUGCCACUGAUGAGGAACUGAAGAAGGCUUAUAAAGGGUUGGCUAUGAGAUGGCACCCAGAUAAGAACCCUCUUAAGAAAGAAGAGUUUGAGGCCAAGUUUAAGCAAGUUUCUGAAGCCUAUGAUGUGCUUAUUGACCCCAAGAAGCGCAAGAUCUAUGACUUAUAUGGUCACUAUCCCCUUAACUCUCAACGUUUUAACAAAGAUAACGGUGUUGGGAAUAAUAUAAAGGAAAACAAAGAAAGGGUUGUUGAGAACACGUUGGCAUGUACUCUUGAGGAGCUUUACAACGGUUGCAGAAUGAAGUUGAGGGUCACAGGAACUGAUGAAUUUGGAAAAUUGAAGUCUGUAGAUGAAGUCCUGAGGAUCGAUAUCAAACCUGGGUGGAAGAAGGGCACAAAAAUCACUUUUCCUGGUAAAGGCAAUCAAGAACUUGGAGGUGAUCUAAUAUUUGUGGUGGAUGAGAGACCUCAUGCUGUUUUCAAGAGGGAUGGAAAUGAUUUAGUAGUGAUCCACGAGAUAUUACUUAGAGAUGCUCUUACAGGAACAACCCUCAACUUGACUACCUUGGAUGGAAGAGAUCUCACAAUCCAAGUCACUGAUAUUGUGAAACCAGGCUAUGAGCUGGUGGUCCCAAAUGAAGGUAUGCCCAUUACAAAGGAACCUGGCAAGAAAGGAAACCUCAGAAUCAAGUUUGGUGUUGUGUUUCCACCGAAUCUGACCACACAACAGAAGUAUGAUCUAAGAAGGAUUCUAAUUGAUGCUGAUUCCUAAACCAAUAUUUUACAAUGAACUGUAUUUAUCUAAUGGCUGUAUUUAUCUCUCUAUUAACCAUUUUUACCGUGAAGAUUAGUUUACAAUGCAAAUAACUAAUAUGUGAUUCUACUUGUCGAUAUGAAAUAUGUGCAUAAUACAACUAAAGAAAGCAUGUUUGGUACUAUCUGCAGCAUGAUGUAGUUCUAGAAACAAGGGUUAUUCAGUAUUUAUAGUUUGCAUAUUUUACUCUCCUGUUCUAGAAGAAAGGAAAAAGAAAGGUAACUACGGUUAUCCGUGAAUUGACCGGUUCAGUUAAAUAGGGUAGUCUUGUUUAUUUUGGUGUGAUUAAUUUGAAAUUGCCUUAUGUGAAGAUAUUUCCUUUAGUUGGAGUUUUUCAUGUACCAAUGUCCAUUUGUUUUGAUCCCAUCAUUUCUCUUUCAAAAUUUUCCUUUUAUUUUUUAAAACCAACACUCCAGAAGAUAGUUUGGGUAUUAUUUUUCUCUUGGUUUUUUUCCUUCUUGCAAGAGAGAAGUAUGUUGGUUAGUCAUAUUAAUAAGCAAUAAUAUUGCUAGUAGGUAGAAAUUUUUAUGAGUCAAAUAACACAGAAAGAAGCCAAUAGCAUUGAUAGAUGUUAAUCUAUGCCCUUGUAUGUUAAACACAGGCAACUACAUAUGGCUUGUUACAUUGUAUGCUUGUAAUGGUAAAGAAUGACACGUAUUGUUUCUCAUUGGGCGAAAAUGAUGACGCCAACUUAUUGCAAUUUGAGUUGUUGGUAUUUCUUGUUCCCUUAUGAUGUCAAGGUAGAAUGUGCUGUGGUACCUUCUGAUUUUAUUUUAUUAUAGUUCAUGAUGAUCAAUCAUUUAUUUUCUGUGUUCCUCAAUCUUCUUUUUUAGCUCCUCCUUUUUUAUUCCUACCGAUUUAUCAGCAACUUUGCCUCUCUUAAUUAGCAUGAAUGUUGGUAAUUGCUGCACCUGGAAUGCUUGAGACAAUUCCUGUUGCCAUUUAUACCAUAAGUACAAAUCAGUUCUCAAGUGAUGGAAAUCAUUUAUAACUAAAAAACAUGAGCAUUUAUAUAUAAUGUCUGUUGUUUUUACAAAUAACACUGACAAACAGAAUGAGUGACAUACCAGUAAUUCCUCUACAUCAACCUUGAUGAACUCAACAUCUGUAUAUUUUGCGGCAAACUCUCGUACAACUGGGUCCAUGAGUUUGCAAGGUCCACACCAUGAAGCUGUGAAUUCAAUUACCAUCUAUACCAAAAAAAACUAUAUCAGAGAAACCACAUAUCAAUUGAUUAUGUACUGGUUAAAGAGUGUAGCCACAGAAACAUACCAGCUUGUUAGUUUCUUUGAGGGCAUUGAAAUGAGCAUUCCAUUCAGCAGUAGAGUGUAAAGUAAGCAUGUUGGAGGAUUCUGUCUGUAAAAAUCUAUCAGCAUACCCAAAAUCAAAAAAGGUGACUGCCAUGUUGGUUCCUUCCUCUGGCAGGAAUUGAUGAACCAAAAUUGAUCAAUGUGUAUGAAUCACCGCUAAGUUGGAGGGGUUUGAGAUUUCUUAAUUGGUUUGGAUGAUGGCAAACUGGUUGUAAACUUAGGUAUAUAUAGAGAUUAAUGAAGUAGUAGGAAACUACUGUGUAAUUUCUUAUGAAGUGAAUCAGAUUCUUUAAAGUGGCAAGCUGUAAAAUGGACCAUUGAAGCUAAUUAAGACAAAUUCGAGAGCAUAAGUACUUGAAUCAGUAGCUGGUGCCAGCUCCAUUAACGUUAGUUAAAUGGUCUUUCUUAUCACGUGUCGUUAAUGUGAUAAAAUUGUAGCCAUUUUUCUUGUUUGUCACAGAAAGAGUAUACAUAACCUUGCUUUCAACAAGAUCUUAAAAGUUUUGGAACUAUGAUAUGCUUAUGUUUGGAUUAGUUUAUUUGUUAAAAAAAUAUUAUACUUUUAUUUAAUUACUUUAUGAAACAUUGAAAACAUAAUUAUUUUCUUAAAAUUGAUCGUUAUCAAACAUUUCAAAACAUUGCGGAUGAUUGGUAAGAGUUUGACUUUAGUCAUUAAUUUUUGUUUAUUUUAGUCUCUAAUUUUCUAAAAUUAAAUACUUUCUACUCUUUAAUGAUGACAUAACUAAUUAAGAUAUUCUCAUGUAUGGAUUUUUGUGUUAUAAUUGCAUGAAGUUGUCCUUAGAAAUAAAAUAAAAAAUGUUAAAUU
Molecule: messenger RNA, 3129 nt
Organism: Abrus precatorius (Indian licorice)
Lineage: Eukaryota; Viridiplantae; Streptophyta; Magnoliopsida; Fabales; Fabaceae
Product: dnaJ homolog subfamily B member 1-like
Exons: 2
Coding region: 136-951 (271 amino acids)
Cellular component (GO): cytosol
Molecular function (GO): protein-folding chaperone binding
Source: RefSeq, a predicted model, not a curated record